Thalassophryne amazonica is the source of this 2507-nucleotide messenger RNA. RefSeq names its product ankyrin repeat and SOCS box containing 3 (gene asb3). The coding region runs from base 39 to 1742 and encodes 567 amino acids. The transcript is spliced from 10 exons. Gene Ontology annotation, molecular function: protein binding. Gene Ontology annotation, biological process: intracellular signal transduction. Gene Ontology annotation, cellular component: cytoplasm. NCBI's taxonomy places the organism in Eukaryota, Metazoa, Chordata, Actinopteri, Batrachoidiformes, Batrachoididae. The record is from RefSeq and is a predicted model, not a curated record.
AUCAUCACGAUGCUAAACCUCAACUGGGUGUUUUUAAAAUGACGUCAUUAAACUGCGACCGAGGAGAAAGUCAGCAGAUGACAUCGGUUUGGAUGGACUUCACAGAGUGUUACUCUGACACCGUCUCCAGUGUUGCUGCAGCAGCUCGCUCGGGUUCUGUGAAGCUCAUGCGACAUCUGAUAAGACAAGGCCUCAGCGUGGACUGUCAGGACAACCGUGGCUGGAAUGCUCUGCACGAGGCGGCAUCUGCUGGUAACAAGGAAUGUGUGCGGGAAAUUCUUUCUGCUGCUGCAACACGCUCUUCCCGUGGCAUCCAAGCCUAUGUGAACUCUUUGACGUUUGAGGGGGAAUCUGCGUGUUACCUGGCAGCGCAGCACGGACACGUGGCUGUGGUCCGACUCCUGCUGAACGCAGACGCUGACAUCAACCAGCUCACCAAUGACCUGUCCUGUUCUCUCUAUGCAGCUGUAAAUGGCGGCCAUAAGGAGGUUGUGGAACUGCUGAUCAGUAAAGGUGCAGAGCUGGACAGACCACAUACUGCCUCCUGCUGGACAUGCCUUCAUCAAGCUGUUUAUGAAGGUCACAGUGAAAUUGUGCGCAUGCUGGCUAAUGUGUGCAACCUUGAGGCACGAGACGACCACAAGAUCACUCCUCUCUUUCUGGCUGCUCAAUACGACCGUCAGGACUGCCUGGAAAUCCUUGUUAACGCUGGUGCUGAUGUGAACAGUCAGGCAGAGGACUUGGCCACGCCGCUGCUGAUCGCCUCUCAGGAGGGUCAUGAGGGUUGUGUGAAUUUUCUCCUGGACCAUGGGGCUAACCCAAACCUCGUCUGCAGCCGGGACUGGCCCCAGUUUCCCAUUCAUGCCGCCGCUCAGUUUGGCCACAACAACAUCCUCAGGAAGCUGAUCGCUCUUACGGAUCGUGCGUGUGACAGCGGUGACGGCAUGGUGAGUCCAAUAUAUGUGGCCAUCGAGAGCUGUCAGAGGCAGAGCAUGGAGCUCCUCUUGAGGGAAGGCUACAGUCCGGAUGCACAAGACUGCUCAAACCUGGUGGGCCCCCUGUCACCACUGUCCUUUGCCCUGGAUUUGUCAUCUGAAGGAGUCAGUGACAUGGUGAGGUUGCUGGUAGGUGCAGGAGCAACUUUGAAAGAGGAGGAGUGGACCUCCGCCUUGGCCACGGACAAAACAGACCUCCUGCAGCUGAUUCUGCAGCACAGAUGGAUCCCUCAUCCAGAGACACCGUCACCAAAUCGUCAGGGCAAAAUGCUGUUAACGCCGCAGGAACGGGAGACGUUGAUUUGUGCGGCACUCGGUCAGGUGCAGUUUGGUGCCUGCUGGAUGCCGCUGCUUUUGAAAGCUGGAUUAGAACCGUCCUUACUUCUGCACCCCUACAUGUUUGAGAAGGCGGUCAGCACAGUGUUGAAUUACCUGCUGGAGUUUGUAAACUGGUCGACUCUGUCGCCACCUUUACAGCUUAUUCUGGAUCGCAGGCGGGUAGAGAAAACCUGGGAGCCGUAUUCACAUUUUGACCAUGUUCCCUGUCUUUCCCACCUCUGCCGGCUGCAGGUUAGGGCCGUGUUGGGAUCAGAUGUAUUGAUGAGGACCGACGUCGUCCGGCAGCUUCCUGUGCCCUCCCUGCUUCAUAGCUACCUCCGGUUCAGUGACAUCCAGGAGCCUUCACAUGAACGCUCAGAUGUGCAGCCAGUUUCUGAUCAAAUAGAAGAACACCUCAGACCUCAGUAACACAGACAUGGUCUAUAAAGAAUAUAGAGUGUAUACCUACUGAUCAGCAUUCUACAGAACUCAUAAAGACUUAAAUGUUUUAAAAUUACACUAGAUCUUGAUCUCAAUCCAGUUUCACACCAAGCUGUGUGGAACUGGAGCUUAAAAUGUCCUCAAAGCUGUUUUGCAUUGUUAAAAAAAACCUCAUACAUUUUCAAUACACACACACACACAUAUAUGGAUUACAAAUUCCAUGUGCGAGGAUGCAUACAAGUGCAUCAUUUCUGCACAGUUUGUCUCUGCUGAAUUUUAUGGUGAUAGCUCCAGUGUUUUAAUCACAUUUUCAAGGUGUGGUGGAAAUAACUGGGCAGAAGUGAUGAGCUGGUGGGUGUGUGAUCUGCUGUCACAGUCUGAAAUCACUUAAUCUGAUCAUAUGCGUGUGUAUUUAUAAAGAUAUGCGUUGCUCAAGCAGAGUUUCUUUAAUAUCUCAUCAGCUGUUUGUUGGAUUGAUCCGUUAAAUGUUAUAAAUUAUAUCUGAUACUUGGCACACAUUGUUCUGUUCUGGUUGUGUCUCAGCACAGAUUUGGAAUGACAAAGUCUUGAAUAAAAAUAAAAAAAAUCUCAACACUAUUUAAUUGUGGUGGGGGAAUUUAAAGCAGAUUGUUUUUGUACAUGCUGCAAAAUCCUCAAGCAAAAUUGAUGAGAUUAAAAAACAUCUGUAUGUGAGCUGUAUGUUGUUAUGCAUUCUUCUAUUUGUUUUGAUAAAAUGUACCGUGCAGAUUUGUG